Molecule: messenger RNA, 4187 nt
Organism: Fundulus heteroclitus (mummichog)
Lineage: Eukaryota; Metazoa; Chordata; Actinopteri; Cyprinodontiformes; Fundulidae
Gene: apba1b
Product: amyloid beta (A4) precursor protein-binding, family A, member 1b
Exons: 13
Coding region: 356-3727 (1123 amino acids)
Biological process (GO): chemical synaptic transmission
Cellular component (GO): dendritic spine; cytoplasm; plasma membrane
Molecular function (GO): protein binding; amyloid-beta binding
Source: RefSeq, a predicted model, not a curated record
CUGCUGCUGCUGCUGCUGAUGGGAGUGGGCGGGUCGGAACCGCUCCACCGGAGUCAGCUGCGCUCCUAAAGGCGCUUUGCGCUUCGCUAAUCCGCCGCGACGUCACGGUGCAGCGGGACAGCGGGGAGGAGGAGGGGGGGGGCGGAGCUCUCCGCUUUAAUCCGAGCAGGUUGUCCGGAGCUGGGGGAGCGAACCCAGCCGAACCGAGCCGAGACCCGAGGGGGGGUGGAACGAUGUGGACCGGAGCCGGGCCUCUCCCCUCCUCGCUGGCAUGAAGGUCGGUCUGUGAGCGAGUUUUGUUAUUUACUUUUUUAGAUGAUCUGAAAAGCUGUUCUAGUCCAAUCACGUCCCAGCAAUGAGUCAAAAGUAUCAGGAAGACGACAUGGAGGAAGCGGGCGAGGAGCAGAUGGCAGCCUCUGUGCCUCCGAGGACCGCGCAGUCCAACGGCACCACUGGAGACGCGUCCGUACGUCGGUCCUGGCGGCCGUGUCAGAUGCAAAACCCGGACGGGGAAAUGACUCCUCACCAUCACCACCGCCACCAUCACCACUCCGCACAUCAUAACCACCACCACCCUUCGGGCCGCGGACCUCCUCGUCACCGCCGCCGGCCUCCGUCGGGGCAAGGUCAGAGUCCGGGCCAGGCUUACAGUCCCGGUGGGCCGCCGGUGGUCGUCUCCUGCAGGGACGGGGUUGAGAGUCAAGACGCCGAGGCCCGCCCCGUGCAGCAGCACCGCCCUGCCGUCACCCGCUAUCGCCGCCAUGGUGACCCGAACCCCAGACUUAGAAACCACAGACAGCGGCAGCAGUUUAGAGAAAUCCCGGGGUCUCCGUCCGGUGCUGCAGAGAGACAAGGCCCGGCGGAGACGCGGGAGCAGGAAGCCUCCUUUGUCGAUCCUGCAGUGAGCCAAUCACAGGACAGAGGAUCUCCUCGUCAGACGCCCGUCGCUGUCAUCACUCCUACCCACCUCUCUGCGGAUCCCGCGGUGGAAGCCGUUACGCCCGAGCCCCAGCGUGCACCGGUUGAAGCUGAGGAGGACCACCAUGAGUAUAAAGCUGAGCUUGAGAAGGAGUCAAAGGAAGUCAAAGACGACAAAGAGCAAGAGGAGGUAGAGGACGAUGGAAACUUCCACCUGACACCCGGCAACCCAAGCUGUAGCCGCGACGAAAGAGUAGAAGAAGAAGCUGAGAGGGUGGAGGAGGACCGAGGAGACGUCAUGGAGAACGCCGAAGAGGAUCCUACAGCUCAGGGGAGUGAGAUCACAGAUCUGUGCUCGGACACGGAGAGCGCCGCCUCGCUAAGUAUGGACGGCCCCCUCCACAGCCCGCCUCCUUUACAGUCACCUACUCCUCCCUCCUCCCCCGAUGUCCCCCCCUUUCCCCAGCUGGACCACUUCAGCGAGGACAUCGGCUCCCUGACCGACAACAACCCCCUACCUGAGGAGGAGGAAUGCUCCGAGUCCUGCUCCCUGUCCCACUCCACGUCCUGCUCCGAGUCCCACCCUAAAACCUAUGCAGAACUUUACACCGAGUCGCACCAGAAGACGUACGCGGAGGCCGUCUUCGAGUCAUACUCGGAGCCCAAAUGUCACCCGGACUCCUUCCCCGAGCCCCUGAAGACCUCCUACCCUGAGCUGCCGCGGGAACCUUGUCUGCAAUCCGCCCGGAGAAAUGAGCCCAACAAAGCCCAGCAAGAGUCCCAGCAGGAGCCCGUUGUCGGACAUCGGCUGAAGAAUAUUCAAAAAGGGGCUCUGUCCUCCCCCACGGAGGGUUCCCACCACACCCCGCGCCAGAGCAGGGACCGUGGGUCACGUCCCUUCCCCAUAGACCGCUCCGUUGGCUGCCGGCUGCACCAUUACGACGGCCAGUCCGACAGCGAGGGCGACAGCGCCGACAAAAGCCCCCUUUCCAAGACGGGUAGGCUGGCACCUCGACAGCCACAAUCUAAGACCCAGUCGACUGGACCGGCUGGUUUGGCUGAAGCCCAGACCGAGCGCAAUGUGGCGGUUCUCCCCGGGGACGUCGCAAAGUGCUCAGGAGACGCCAUCAGCCUGGCAAUUAAAGACAUCAAAGAGGCUAUAGAGGGAGUGAAGACCAAGACGGUGCGCUCGCCCUACACCCCGGACCAGCCGGUGGAGCCGAUCUGGGUGAUGAGACAAGAGAUCAGCCCGACAGAGGAAGCGUACUCUCUGCAAAGCACGGCGGGCCAGAUGUCUCCUCAGUCCCCGUGUCAGUCGGCUUUGGAGUCUCCGUCCCGCUACGUCUCACUUCCCGGUCGGGACAACGUCAGUCCUCUGAGGGCUGAGACGUCCAGAAACCCCAACCCACAGCACGGUCAGCCCCAACACAACCAUCAGCACCAAGGCUACCAGUCACAGUCCAGGGCGCCGCAGACGUACUCGCCUGCGACGCCGACUCAGCAGCAGCAGAGUCCAGAGCAACCUUCGGCUCAAGCUCAGCCAUCCUCGCCCGCUCAGAAAGCAUCCAUCCAGGAGAUUCGCAGAGCUCUUCCUCCCUUUCCCACAUUUGUGGACGUCCCGGGACCGUGCGACCCUGAGGACCUCAUCGACGGCAUCAUCUUUGCAGCCACCUACCUGGGCUGCACCCACCUGCUGUCGGAGAGGACGCCGUCAAAGAGCGCCCGCAUGCAGCAGGCCCAGGAGGCCAUGAGCAGAGUCCGGGCUGCUCAGAAACAGGCGAAGAACAGGAAGAAGAGUCCAGACAGCGAGACUCCGUCCACAGCCGAGGUCGACCUUUUCAUGUCCACACAGAGGAUCAAAGUCCUCAAUGCAGACACGCAGGAGGCUUUGAUGGACCUGCCGUUGAGGACCAUAUCCUACAUAGCGGACAUCGGCAACAUGGUGGUUCUGAUGGCGAGGGGCAAGAUGGUGAGGUCCCGCAGCGCUCAGGAGAACCUGGACCAGGCGUCUGAGCAGACCGACAUGAACCAGGACGACAGGAGGAUGUACCGCAUGAUCUGCCACGUCUUCGAGUCCGAGGACGCCCAGCUCAUCGCCCAGUCCAUCGGCCAGUCCUUCAGCGUGGCCUACCAGGAGUUCCUGAGGGCCAACGGCAUCGACCCCGAGGACCUGAGCCAGAGGGAGUACAGCGACCUGCUCAACACUCAGGACAUGUACAACGACGACCUCAUCCACUUCUCCAAGUCCGAGAACUGCAGAGACGUUUACAUCGAAAAACAUAAAGGUGAGAUCCUGGGGGUGGUGAUCGUAGAGUCUGGAUGGGGGUCCAUCCUCCCCACCGUCAUCAUCGCCAGCCUGAUGCACGGCGGGCCGGCCGAGAAGUCCGGCCGGCUCAACAUCGGCGAUCAGAUCAUGACCAUCAACGGGACGAGCCUGGUGGGUUUACCUCUCAGCACCUGCCAGAGCAUCAUCAAGGGUCUGAAGUCUCAGUCGAGGAUCAAGAUGAACAUCGUCAGGUGUCCCCCAGUUACCAUGGUGCUCAUCCGAAGGCCGGACCUCCGAUAUCAGCUCGGCUUCAGCGUCCAGAACGGCAUCAUCUGCAGCCUGAUGAGAGGAGGCAUCGCCGAGCGAGGCGGCGUCCGAGUCGGUCACCGCAUCAUAGAGAUCAACGGCCAGAGCGUGGUGGCGACUCCUCACGAGAAGAUCGUACAGAUCCUGUCCAACGCCAUGGGAGAGAUCCACAUGAAGACGAUGCCAGCGGCGAUGUACCGCCUGCUGACGGCGCAGGAGCAGCCCGUCUACAUCUGAACGCCGCAUCACUCCAUUGGUCUUUUCUACAACCCCCCCCCCCCCCACCCACGCUCUCCCCCGUUACUUUGCGCCCCCCCCCCCUCGCGUCCUGACCCACGUCACUCGACUUGCCUUAAUCUGUGCAGCUGACUGUCGUGUAAAAACGUGCUCAUCUCCGGCGUGACAGCAGAAGGCAAAUCGUCUCACUUUAGGCCGAGUGUUAACGUGACAUUUUAGGUUCGACCAAAGAUCAUUUGUUUUGGUUUUUUGUUUUCUUUUUUGUUUUGUUUUUCUUGUGUGUAUAUUAAAGGUUGUAAGCAGAGACAAUAUUAGAUCUGGUUGAAUAGCUGUAAUAUCUGAAUGUAUCUCAAUUAUGAUGGACCUAUGGAACAAAGCGAUGACGCCUUUUGUGGUGAGGUGAAGAAACGAAAGAGAAAUGCAUGUACAAAUCUGCCUAAAUAAAUGUGUGAAAAUACAA